This is a messenger RNA of Lathyrus oleraceus (garden pea), 666 nucleotides long. RefSeq names its product protein MKS1-like. The coding region runs from base 1 to 666 and encodes 221 amino acids. NCBI's taxonomy places the organism in Eukaryota, Viridiplantae, Streptophyta, Magnoliopsida, Fabales, Fabaceae. The transcript has a single exon. The record is from RefSeq and is a predicted model, not a curated record.
AUGAAAGUCCAGAAUUCAUUGAACAGAGAGCGUCCAUUGUCACGUCAAAACUCUCUCAAACUCAAUAAAGAAUCUCAUAAGAUCAUCAAGAACGCGCCAUUGCAAAUUCCUCAGUCCCGGGUUAUCAUCUAUUCCCUGCCUCAAAGAGUCGCCAACGUCACUUCCCCCCAGGACUUCAAAGACGUCGUCCACACGGGUAACGGACAACCAACCGCAGCCAGUGAGGUUUCUCCGGCGGCGAGGCUUGCUUCGACGGAAAGAACGAAGAAGAAAGAAAAGCCUUCUUGGAGUACUGGUGAUGAUGACAUGAUGCGGAUGUUGGAGGAUGGCGUGCAAAUGAGUCAAUUUCCAGGAAUUUUAUUGCCAGAGCCGGCGAGAUUGCCGCCAUUGUCUCCUCAGAAUUUCUCACCGAUAACAUGGCCAGUGACACCAACAGAUGCUUUCUCGCAAAUUUUCCCAUCGACACCGGAGACAUUACAACAAAAACCGAUCGGGGUGUUUUCACCUGUUUUAAGCCCGCAGUCGCAGACGGUGUUGUCUUAUAAUGACGUUUGGCCUGAGAACAACGCCUUUGCAAAACCGUCGGAGUUUCAUUCCCCUGAAGUUGGUUUGCCACAGUCACCACCGUCGCCACCGAUCCAGUUCAAUCCUUUCAAUUACGACUAA